AAGUUAACCUACUUUAACAGACAAAAACGCUGUUUUCAGUAGUGUCAUUAAAUGUUUAAAUCCCCCCUGUGUGAUCUGAUCAGAUUACAGUCUAGCUAUGUGAUCCUGUUUACCUGUUUCAGUCGGGAACCAGACAACAGUUCGAACAUGACUGACUUAAAUUGUCAGUCUAGUUCUCUUGUAUCUGCACUAACUGCGUUUGCUUUCCUUGUAUCUUCAACAUGUCUUUUUUACAGACCAGUGAUUAUAACAAGAAUGGGGAACUUCACGUCGUCUGCUCCUGGUUUGUCAAGCUCAGCAUGCAAUCAGUUUGUCCAGGAUGUUGUGUCUAGUAACUGUGUUGUAAUAUUCUCCAAAACCACAUGCCCCUAUUGUAAGAUGGCAAAGAAUGUCUUUAAUGAGAUAGGAGCUACAUAUAAAGUUGUUGAAUUGGAUGAGCACAAUGAUGGCCGACGUCUCCAGGAGACCUUAGCACAAAUGACAGGUGCCAGAACGGUACCAAGAGUCUUUAUUAAUGGGCAGUGCAUUGGAGGUGGCUCAGAUACAAAACAGCUCCACCAGCAAGGGAAACUUCUGCCUCUUAUUGAACAAUGUCGUCCAUGCUGUUUGAGUACAAGCCCUGAGGGCUCAGGCAAUGGUCAACAGCCUAAUCAGUCAUAAUGAUUUGUAAUAUGUGUUUGUACUUUAUGGUCACCCUUGAACAGCUCAAAUAAAAGUUAAGUAUUUAUGUUUUAAAAUGUA
Messenger RNA from Ctenopharyngodon idella (grass carp), 741 nucleotides. RefSeq names its product glutaredoxin 2 (gene glrx2). The transcript is spliced from 4 exons. Bases 52 to 660 code for a protein of 202 amino acids. NCBI's taxonomy places the organism in Eukaryota, Metazoa, Chordata, Actinopteri, Cypriniformes, Xenocyprididae. The record is from RefSeq and is a predicted model, not a curated record.